AUGAACAGAUUCGAUUUGAGAGUUGUAUUAGGUACAACUUUGGUAAUUUCAUAUGUGGCUAAUGGGGCCAUCAACUUCCAUCUUAGAUAUUAUGAUCGCCGUGUUCUUAUGGAUAAACCACUACCGACUAGGGCACGCUCUGCAGGUGUGCCUGAUGUCAGCGGCGCCACAGUUUUUGAUAUAUCAAAGUCUGCAGGCGCCAUAGGAAAUGGACAGGCUGACAUGACUGUGCAAGUGAAUAAGGCCUGGACUGAUGCUUGUCAAUCAAAAGCACCUGCAAAGCCAACAAACUGUUGGUGUGGCGGUAGAGCUCUUGUACCCCCUUGCGGGAGGUCGGGAGUUCGACUCCCCACGUGGCCCUGCACUACUCCCGCGCCUAUAACUAUUGAAGUUCAGGGUACAUUAAAGGCGAAACCAGAUAUUGGAUCAUUUCCUUCUGGUAUGUGGAUUAGUAUCUUUCAAGCUAGUGUUCAUAUAAUUGGUGGAGGCCUUCUUCACGGACAAGGUGAAGCGGUUUGGAAGACUAAAAAACCUGGUGAUAAAGCUUUUCCAGAUUCUGUUGUGUUCAGUCUGCUGAUAUUGAGCUCAACAGGGGCUUCGAAUGUGAAGAUUACAGGAGUUACCUAUAAAAAUUUUACAGGCUCCACAAAUUCAAUUAGAGCAAUACUUUUGAAAUGCAGUUCUGCUGUUCCGUGUGAAGCAAUCAGUUUUACAGACAUUAAUUUCACCUACUGCGGAAAAAAUAUAGUGAACAACAAACUCAAAUCACUGUGUGAGAAUGUUAAACCUACAUUUGCCGGCAAAAUGAUCCCUCCAGGUUGUUAA
Messenger RNA from Daucus carota subsp. sativus, 825 nucleotides. Its product is annotated as exopolygalacturonase-like. The transcript is spliced from 5 exons. Gene Ontology annotation, molecular function: polygalacturonase activity. Gene Ontology annotation, biological process: carbohydrate metabolic process. The record is from RefSeq and is a predicted model, not a curated record. Lineage: Eukaryota; Viridiplantae; Streptophyta; Magnoliopsida; Apiales; Apiaceae. Bases 1 to 825 code for a protein of 274 amino acids.